Prunus armeniaca (apricot) is the source of this 210-nucleotide messenger RNA. NCBI's taxonomy places the organism in Eukaryota, Viridiplantae, Streptophyta, Magnoliopsida, Rosales, Rosaceae. The record is from the annotation of a GenBank genome assembly.
AUGAAUCCAAGGAUGAGUCUCUGGAUCAUGACGCCAUCGCUUAUGCUGCUGGUGAAGAUGAAGGGGAAUCGCCAACUAUACAAGAAGAAGAAGAAGAUGACGACGGAGAUGGACAACAGGAAGAACAUAAAAAUGGGGCUCUGUUUCAGGCAGAAGAAAUACUUCAAGCUUUUAGCGCAGAAGAAAAAGGAGGAGGAAGUGAAUCUUUGA